GCGGCCGCGAGCUUCAGUCAGUAGCUCGCCGCCUGCGACCGCGGGCGCAUCCUCUAGCGGACACUGCAGAUACUACAGCAGAGACUGACCGAGUAGCCGACAUGGCGAGAAUCGCGACAGUGCUGCUUUUAGUGACGGCGGCAGCCGCCAAAGAUGCUGUUAUUGGCAUACCAGGGGGCCCAUCUGUCUCGCUGGGGGCUGGUGGAGUGUCGGCUUCCUUCGGUGGCUUCACAGCAGGCGCCGGCAUCGGACCCGGAGGCCUCCACGCGGGGGCGGGAACUCCCGGCGGGCCGAGCGCCUCCGCCGGCCUGGGAGGCGGCGCGUCCUCCGGGUCGUCACAAGCGGCAGGCGGUGGGCUGCACGCAGGGGCGACAGUGGGCGGCGGUGGACCGAGCGCUGCCGCUGGCCUCGGUGGCGGCGCCUCGAACGGAGGCGGCAGCUACAGGUCAGGAGGAGCGCUGUACUCCGGCGCCACGGUGGGCGGCGGAGGACCCAGCGCGGCGGCCGGGCUAGGGGGAGGCGCCGCUGCUGACGGCCUGGGCUACAGGGCCGGGGGCGGCCUCUACGCCGGGGCGACUGUGGGCGGCGGCGGACCCAGCGCCGCGGCUGGAGGAGCUGGCGGAGCUUCCGCGGGCGGCGGCGGGGGCGUCGUUUACAAGGCGGGCGGCGGGCUCCACGCAGGAGCGGGCGUGGGCGGCGGCGGCCCCGCUGCCGGUGCCGGCCUCGGGGGUGGUGGUGGCGGGGGCGGCUACAGCAGCAGCAGUAGCAGUAGUAGCAGCAGCAGUAGCAGCAGCAGCAGUGGUGGUGCUGGCGGUUACGGUGUUGGCGCUACUGGUGGUGGAGGCGGCGGCAAAGUAGUUCACCAGCAGCCUGGAAGGACACUGUUCGACGAUAUUUUCAACAUCCCGACAUCGGUGCUGAAAGCCGUGAACCAGAUGCUGAACAAUAAACAGGCCUCUGGAGGGGUGACGGUGGUGAAAUACGGAGGCUACGGCAACUACGGAGGCUACGGCAACUACGGGGGCGCGGGACGGCACUACCCCAAGAAGACGUACACGUACAGCCAGGGCAGCUCCAACAGCGCCAGCCAUCAGGGAGCCGUGGGCUCGCGCUCGGGUGCCGCGUCCAGCGCCGGCGCCUCGGCGUCGGCCUCGGCAGGAGGCUCUGCAGGCGGCCACCCCGCCAACUACGACGCCAUCUUCAACAUACCUAUUUCUGCACUGAAUUCAGUAAAUCGGCUCCUCAACAACCUGGGCUGAGAAUGACGUCUUUAUAAUCAAAAUACAACAACAUAUACAUACACCAAAUUAUAGGUAUCAAGUGACUACCUGUUUCCACAUUUCAGGAAUUCAAUACCUGUGAUACCUGAAUUGGAUUGUAAAUCACCACCAAUUUUCUAUUUCUUCUAUUUUGUAGAAUAUUUAUUUACCUGUUUAUUGUUUAUUUUAGAAUAUGUACAAUAUACUAAAUAAAUACAUUUCCAAAAU
Molecule: messenger RNA, 1487 nt
Organism: Schistocerca americana (American grasshopper)
Lineage: Eukaryota; Metazoa; Arthropoda; Insecta; Orthoptera; Acrididae
Product: loricrin-like
Exons: 6
Coding region: 102-1259 (385 amino acids)
Source: RefSeq, a predicted model, not a curated record